Molecule: messenger RNA, 1372 nt
Organism: Zea mays
Lineage: Eukaryota; Viridiplantae; Streptophyta; Magnoliopsida; Poales; Poaceae
Product: Late embryogenesis abundant (LEA) hydroxyproline-rich glycoprotein family
Exons: 1
Coding region: 191-1039 (282 amino acids)
Biological process (GO): defense response to other organism
Cellular component (GO): plasma membrane
Source: RefSeq, marked predicted
GACCUCCCUCCUCGUCUUCCCUUCCGGCCUUCCCUCCCCCUCGCGCCUAUAGAUCUCUCUCCUCCGUUACACCUCACAGCCAAGCUCACGGAGUCGCAGUGCCACCGAGGCUUCCAAGAACCACCCCCGCCUGCCUGCGGAGCUCGGCCGUCCCCUGCGCUGCGGAGCGGGAGCGGGAGCGGCGGCGACAAUGUCCUCCAACGGCAAGCCCACCCCACAGCCCGCGGCGGCCAGCGCCGGCGCCGGUGGCCCGCCGAAGAUGUACCAACGACCCAUCUACCGGCCGCAGCAGGCGCCCGCGAAGCGCCGGCGCGGGGGGCGGUCGUGCCCGUUCAGCUGCUGCUGCUGCUUCUGCUGGACGCUCCUCGUCGUCGUCCUCCUCGCCGUCCUGGCCGCCGUGGCCGGGGGCGCCUUCUACCUGCUGUACCGGCCGCACCGGCCGGCCUUCACGCUGACCGCGGCGCGCGUGACGAGGCUGAGCCUGUCGUCGUCCGCCACCGCGCCCGCGCUGAGCGACGCCAUCGACGUGACGCUGACCGCCAGGAACCCCAACAAGAAGCUGGUGUACGUCUACGACGACUUCGCCGUGACGGCCGCCACGGCCGCCAACGCCGUGCCGCUGGGCGCGGCCACCGCGCCCGGGUUCGCGCACGAGGCCGGCAACGUCACCGUCAUCCGGGCCACCGUCUCCGCGUCCGCGCUCGCGGUCGACCCCGCCGCGGCCGGCUCCGACGUCAAGAGGUCCGGCGAGUUCCCCAUCGUCCUGGACCUGGAGACCAGGGCCGGCGUCCGGGUUGGCGCGCUCAGGACCAAGAAGAUCGGCAUCCUGGUGCACUGCGACGGCGUCAAGGUGGCCGCGCCCGCGCCCGCGCCGGCCAAGAAGACGAAGAAGCUGGCGAAGGCCGCGGCCGACACCCCAGCCCCCGCCGCCGCGGCCGUCGACGACGCGCCGGCGCCGCCCGCCGCGUCGGCCACGGCCACCGUCGCUCGCGCGUGCCAGGUCAGGGUCCGCGUCAAGAUCUGGAAGUGGACCUUCUAGCCACGUCGUCGUCGCCAGCCUCCGAGGGGCCGCAUUGCAAAAUUUUUCGGGUGAAAGGGAAAAAGGUUGCUUUGCUUUGCUUUGCUUUGCAACACCGGGUGAAGUUUCUCCAGUCAGUCCAGUAGGAGGGAAAGCAAGGGAAACAGAAUUCGAAUCAAAUGCCGGCCGCUGUAAAUUUUUUUCCGUGUUUAAUUGAAUUUUACCAAAUUCGGCGGGGAGGGAAGGAGAAGGAGAGGUCGGAGGAGCGGCAAGGCAGGAAGUGACGUGCCGUGUGCAUUCUGUUCUGCAGUGUGAGGCUUGAACGAUUUGUUUUCUCUCUCUCUCUUUCUCUUU